Galleria mellonella (greater wax moth) is the source of this 2133-nucleotide messenger RNA. RefSeq names its product integrator complex subunit 15. The coding region runs from base 136 to 1350 and encodes 404 amino acids. NCBI's taxonomy places the organism in Eukaryota, Metazoa, Arthropoda, Insecta, Lepidoptera, Pyralidae. The record is from RefSeq and is a predicted model, not a curated record. The transcript has 6 exons.
UUAUUGAUUCUGUCUUCUGUCAUCUAUCGUCGAACUGUUUUGUGCUAUAGUCUAUCCAAAAUGUUUAUAUUUACCUGUUAUUAUUAAAGUUUAUUAUAGUCCUUUUAUCUGUUAUUAUUAAACGUGGGUUUUAAAAUGUCCCUAUCAGAUAUUAAACAUUCUUUAAAAAAGUAUGAAUUUCCUGUGAGUGCUAAGGAAGCUCUUAUUCGUAUUGAACAAAUACUAGUCGGUCGUGCCGGUACAUCAAAUAAGCAAGUGGAUGGUGCUAUAGAAAUUAUAUCAGAAUUUGUAUUCUGCGAGACGGACCGUCGGAGUGGGCGCCGCAGCGGUGGUCUGACCCCACUACAACAGCUGCAACUCAUUGACAUCAUCUGUGACUAUUUGUCUUCUUGUACUAAUGAGUCUACUAAGAAUACUGUAUUCCUAUCGCUCUUCGGAGGCAUGGAGAGUCAGAGGAGGUUAAAAAUACUGAGUAUACUUGCUAGUAUGGCUGUUUCUGCUUCUAGUACUUCUGUCUUAUUAGCUGUUGGCGUAUGGCUCCAGCAGAUGGGGUGUUCAUCACCCCAAUCUCUGCAACUGGUGGAGAAUGUUAUUCGAGACCACUUCUACCUGAACACGUCCAAUCAGAUGACGCUCAAGGCGCUGGCCACCACAGCGCCGCAGUUUGUCUCCAACUUCAUCACCGCAGUUACAGAGUUGUACCUACACGAUGUCCAAGGAGUGAAUAAGUUACCGCCUAAGAAUCUUUUAGAAGUAAUCACAUCUUGGGUUUACUCAAAUCCAACACUGUGCAUGUCAGCACAACUGAACCCAGCGGCGUUGUCGAACGGCGCGAUCCCCAUGGCCGCCGUGACUCCACUCGCCGGCCUAAUACAUUGGUGUGCAUUAGCCCCACUAUACAUUGAAACUGACUCAGAAAUGGUAGAAGUUGCAGUACCAUUCAAGAAAAUAAAAAUAGAGGGGGAAAAAGAGCAAUCCAUAGUGAAGAAUUACGUGAACAAAUCACUAACCGAGUCUGAGUUGUAUAUAAAGCUACAUUUGGGCGUGUUACAUAGUCUGCGGGCGGGUCGACGCACCCACGGCCCCCCCACGGCGGUAAACGCCCAGCAUCUAGCUGGACUGGUACCCUUGGUGCAGGCAUAUGCACACCAAUUAUUGCAGAGAGGCGUGAAAUUACAUACAGAUGACAAAUUGCAGGAUUGUCUGGACAGAAUAGGACAAUCUGUCCAAGUUGCGUUAGCAAAUGGAUGUGUGUAUGGUAACAUUAACAACCUGCUGACUUUGCUUGACACAUUACCCGAGAACAGGUUAUUGAGGAUCAUCAUCAAGACGCACCAGCAAGCCAUCUGACACGUUCUAUGAAAUGUAGCGAUUUAAAGUACCUAUUGUUUCAAAAAUGUAAAGGCAUUUAAAGAGUACUGUUCAUGUCUAUAGGCGACGGUUGCCAGUUGAAAUCUAAUCAUUCUAAGUUGUAUAAAAAAGUUCUUAAUAGAUCAUUAGGAUAGAACCAUCCAAGUUGCAUAUAAAAAAUAUAAUACAAGACUAAUUAAUAAACAAUCAAUGAUUGUUCUUACGUCUUAUGUAGUAAGAAUAAUUUAACACAUUAGUUUUUAUAAAUUCAUAUAACACCAUAGUCAUGUAAUGGCAACACUUGAGGAGUAAUGUGGGCGUCAUAGAGUAGUCUAUGAUAUUUUUGUCCCUACAAUUCUUCUUACCAUAUCAAAUCUUUUCAAACUGUAAUAUCUCAAGUCUUGAAUAUAACCAGUAAGAUUGUUAUCAGUAUAUUAAAGAAAUAUUCACAAAAAAGACCAGAUAUAGAAUCAUAUAAUUUGUGCAUUGAUUGAAUGCUAAAAUUUUAAGUUCUAAUUUUAUACAAUGUACAAUUAGCCUUAAGAAUAUAGAUAAUGAGAACGCAUCAUAAUUAUCAGUUGUCUAUGUCGCCCUUUAUUUUCUCUGUGAUACCUAAUGAACAACGAUUGUUGUAACCUUUGAUAUUGAAUUAUAAAGACUAAGUUUCUAUGAAAAUUGUAAAUUUUUUCAAUUCCGAAAUCUACAUUAAAACUUGUUAUUUUUUAUUAAUUAAAGCAACAAGUUGUAUAUAAAUCUACAACUUAAAAUUUUGUGAUAUUUUUA